Molecule: messenger RNA, 1309 nt
Organism: Aplysia californica (California sea hare)
Lineage: Eukaryota; Metazoa; Mollusca; Gastropoda; Aplysiida; Aplysiidae
Product: tektin-3
Biological process (GO): cilium assembly; cilium movement involved in cell motility
Cellular component (GO): microtubule cytoskeleton; nucleus
Source: RefSeq, a predicted model, not a curated record
UCAGAUGUAACCACGGCAAUGUCUUCUGAAAGCGACAUUUUUUUUCAAUCGGAAGCACUCUAGUAUUUACUGGGGUCGCUUCAAAUUUUCAUCAUAACUUCGCCACCUUUGAUUUCUAGAAAAAAUAAAGAAAUCAAUGUAAAAAAUGGCGACGUGUGGAUCAGUGACCCAGCCUCAAGGGGCUCCACCACCAAACUUUGGCAAUAUGGACUAUCUCGGAGCCACUCAGAACGCCACGUAUACGACUGGCCCUCGUCAGUGCACACAGUUCACCCCCCUGCCGUCCAUUGGCAACAUGCAGAGAUCUUACAAGGCCUACGACACGUACCCAGCCCCAACUCCAAUGAGGCAAUCUCUUACCACGUUGCCAUGGAGACCGAGCACCUACUACCAGUCAGCAAAGGUGAAUCCGUGCACCGCUAUCGGCCGGAGCAUGCCGGACCCCUCGUCCGCGCGCACACAGCUCACUGAGCUGGACAGCCUCAAGGUGCCCCCUGUCUUUGCGGCUGCCAGGAACGCACUGUACACCAGGCGAUAUCAACUUCUGGAGAACGGAACUGAUUCAUGAACUAGAUAGCAUGAUCACGGAGACAAAUGCCCUGAACGAAGCCAAGCGAAUCUUGGAGAAAAAUCUUGCGGAGUCAGAGAAUCCCCUGCAUAUAUCCCAAGAAUGUCUCUACAACAGAGAAAAGCGCCAAUCGAUCGACCUGGUUCACGACCUGCCAGAGAAAGAUCUAAUCAGAGAGGUGGACCUGAUCAAACGAUGUCAGGAAAAAAUGAGAAACACUAUUGACAGAGCCAACGUGCAGUUGGGCCUGAACCGUGCAGCCCAGCACGAGCUGGAGCGGGACUCCGGGGACAAGUUUAUCGCCGAGAACUUGGACAACACCUCGCACAUGCUGCGCAACUCCAGCCGCGGGAUUGCCUACCACGACGGCGUGCACCGCAUUGACAACACCAUCAGCGUGCCCGAGACCUGGGCCAAAUGUGGAAUACCGUGAACACGGCUUUGAGCAAUCGUAUUCAGGAAACGACGGAUGCCCGGAACAAGAUUCAGACGCAUCUGAACAGAACUCUCCAAGAAAUCUUUGAUAUGGAGAAAAACGUGGAGCUAUUGAAGAAGUCAAUCCACGAUAAGGAAGCUCCAAUGCAGGUUGCCCAAACCCGGCUGGACACCCGGCUCCGUCGUCCUAACGUAGAGCAGUGCCGUGACGCCGUGCACACCCGUCUGGUGGAGGAGGUGGGCGAGAUCACAGACACAGUGGACCAUCUACAGCACAGGCUGAGGGAGGCUGAGAACGCUUUGCAG